AAAACGAGAAAGAAAUUAAAGAAGGAAAUGAUAAAGAAAUUAAAGAAGGAAAUGAUAAAGAAAUGAAGAAGGAAAUAAGAAAGAAAUUAGAAGAAAAUGAUAAAGAAAUGAACGAAGGAAAUAAGAAGGAAAUUGAAGAAGGAAAUAAGAAGGAAGUUAAAGAAGGAAAUAAGAAGGAAUUUGAAGAAGGAAAUAAUAAGGAAGUUGAAGAGGGAAGGAAUAAAGAAUUUGAAGUCGGAAAUGAAAAAGAAAUUAAAGAUAAAAAAGAGGACAAAAUUGCACCUGAAAAACCCACAUCUGAUGUAGAUAAGGGUAAUGAGAAGAAUAUAGAAAUAUCAGAAAGUAAUAAUAAUAUUAAUAAUAAAAUAGAUAGUGAAUAUACAAUUUUUCCCGAUAAUCAGAAUAACAAUUCGAAUACAUCAGAGGAUGAUAAAAAAAAAGAAAAAAUAAUAAACAAUAUUAUUGAUAAUGUUAUGCAUGAUUAUGAUAGUUCUAUGAAAGAUGAUAAAAAAGCAAGUGACAUAAACGACAAGAUAGACAAACUAGGUGAUAUUGUAGAAAAUACAAAAAAAGUAUCAGUAGGAAAAAAUAAUUUUCCAUAUAAAUAUUAUACUGAUACUAAAAGUGUUCAUAAAGUAAUUUACAAAAAAUCAAAAGAUGGAGAAAUGGAAAGGAAAAAAUUUAUAAUUGUCGGUCAGAAUAAUUUUAUUAUUGAUUCAGAUGACAUGGAAAAUCCAUAUCCUAAAAAAUUGUCCGAUGAGGUUAAUAAACAUUUAGAAGAACAGAUAAAUAAAGAUAUAUCAAAUACAUUGAUUAACGAUCAAAAGGAAAAAAAGGAAAAGAAAUAUGCAUAUUCUAACACGUUCAAAUAUGCAGGUAUAACUGUUUUAGCUGGUGUAUUUGUAUUAUUAGCAUCUGUGUUUGUUCUUAAAAAAGUGAAAGGUUAUACAUAUAAGAAUAAUGACUAUACAAAUGAUUUACAGUAUCACUUUAAUUCAGUGAUUUUAUUAGAUGAUGAAAAGGGAAAAGAUACAGAUUGUGGAACAAUCAAUUACAUGGAUGAAAGCUGGUCUUGA
This is a messenger RNA of Plasmodium gaboni, 1076 nucleotides long. Lineage: Eukaryota; Apicomplexa; Aconoidasida; Haemosporida; Plasmodiidae. The record is from the annotation of a RefSeq genome assembly.